AUUUUAAUAGCAUGAAAACAUUAUGGGUGAUGUUUUGGUCAUUGAAAUGCUAUUUUUACUAGGGAAAUAGGAUGAGUGUGCAGGACCUCGAAAGAUUAUUCAAGGCCCUGAAUCGACUUCUCCGUCUGAUUACUUCUGUCUAAUCAAAAUGGCGAUCCUCAUGUAGGGGACGAAUGCUGUUUACUCGUUAUAUUUUGACCAUUAAUACCUGACAUACAUAUCAAAUAAUCUCUGAAUCAGCCAUGUUAUCAAGUAUAGCUUUAAGAAGCGCUCUUAAAUCGACAUCUGUCGUUCUGCGAGAAUGUGGCGUUUUAUCCAGGCUGAAAGGAACCUGUGCGUCUCUCCCAUUGAAACAUCGGACGUCAACCUCUGUCAUCACAGGGCCCUCACACAGCAACAAUGAGACUGUAUUGACAGGUAUUGGGAGUUUCACCAUUCAGCCUGUGAGAAACUAUACCCGUGCCAUAAGAAAGAAGAAGCCAGUGAUGCAAAGUCAGUUGAGUGAUCUUCCUCCGACAAUGCUGAAAAUGGAAUAUGCCGCUGUUCCAAUCGCUCAAACCGCUGAUGACCUGGUCAAAAGACUUCUGACACUGGAACUAGCAAGCCAUCGCGAGAAGUUGAGAUUGAAAACGGAGCAGCUGAUUGCAAAAGUCCGGAGGGAUGAAGCUGACCGCAGCUCUACAGAAGUCAAGGUGGCCAUUUUGACCUCCAAAAUCCGAAACUACCAGGAGCACCUGCACAAACAUACUAAGGACAAAGCGAACAAGCGAUGGAUGCUCAUGGCCAUUGACCGCAGGAAGAAGCUGCUCAAGCACCUCAGGGUGACGCGCUACGACGCCUUUGAACAUGUCUGCCAGCAGCUGGGCAUCACCUACACUUUCCCCCCGGAGUACUACAGACAUGCCACCCGACGCUGGCUGGCCAAGAAGGCCCUGUGCAUAAAGGUAUUCAAAGAGGUGCAGAAACAGAAACUGGAGCAAAGGAAGAAAAUUAAGCAGACCCCCCUCCCCAAACUGGCAGAACCAGCCAAGACAGCAGCUACAGGAACCCAAUAAACUACUACAGUAUCCAAUGUCUGUCUUACUCGAUGCAUUCAGUCUUGUGCUCAAUGGGCAAAUUAGUUUUGCAUGGCACAGUGCCUCAGGUGGGUGGCGUUUGCUCCUUUUUGACUAUUCCAUUUGUCCUAAGGAGAAAUCUCCACCCACCAAUGCCACCAGGCCAUGUAAAAUAUUGCUAUACUGUAAUAACAAACAUUAAUAACUUGUUGUUUGUAGUACACUAAGUCUUCAUUCUUCCUGUCCCCAAUGCAUGUUGAUGCAUCAUCAAACCACAUUUGGCCCAAUAAAUGCAGUGACGCAGAUAUGUGGUUUUGGUGUGGGCAAUAUCUAUGUGCUCAGCAUAUGUGACCUGAGACUCAAAUAAACCCACAAUUAAUCAUUGAAUUUAAUAAAAUAGAUUAUACAAUA
Molecule: messenger RNA, 1466 nt
Organism: Salmo salar (Atlantic salmon)
Lineage: Eukaryota; Metazoa; Chordata; Actinopteri; Salmoniformes; Salmonidae
Product: small ribosomal subunit protein uS15m
Biological process (GO): mitochondrial translation
Cellular component (GO): ribosome; mitochondrial small ribosomal subunit
Molecular function (GO): structural constituent of ribosome; RNA binding
Source: RefSeq, a predicted model, not a curated record